CUGUAAUUACUUUAACACCUUCCUAUAGCAGAUUGACGGCUGGGUAGGAUGCUCCUCCUUCUGAGUGGAUGUCAUAUGACGUCCUGUCAGAAGGCGACAGCCGCGCAGCGGCACGAUCUGUCACCUGUUGUGUCAACGGGACACAGCCGAUGACAGAUCACUAUACCGGCCCACUGCCAGUGUCAUGUGAUCGCUAUGACCAAUCACAGCAGAUCACAUGACAGUUGUAUACAAUGGAUCGCUUCGUUUCAUGCCAUCCAUUGUAUGCAAUUGUGUUCUUAGCUGUGAUUGGUCACAGCCGUCACAUGGUACAGACAGGGCCAAUCACAGCCCAUCUGUACCAUGUGAUGAGCUUUGGCCAAUCACAACAAAUGACACUGAAUGAAUCA
Messenger RNA from Staurois parvus, 389 nucleotides. The record is from the annotation of a GenBank genome assembly. Lineage: Eukaryota; Metazoa; Chordata; Amphibia; Anura; Ranidae.